AUGGCUUCGACCUCUAGUGCUAAUAGUUCAUCUAAAAGAAUGGAUACAACAAGUUUUGGUUCAAAUAACUCAAUUCCUAGAAAUAAAUCAAAAUGCAUUGAUCAGGAAGAUAUUACUAAUUCAUAUUCUCAACUGACUUCAAAAAAAAAACAAAAAAAUAUUGAUAUAAGAAAAAUUCUAAGGAUAAUCUCUAAUGAAUUUAAGAUAUAUGAUUCUACAUUAAGUAUGAUUGAGAUAAGUGAGUAUAAAACCACUAGUAACAUUGUUAGUACAAUUGAACCUGUAUUGGAAGAAUUUGGCAUUAGUAGAAGUAAACUAGUAAGUAUUAUGACAGAUAACAGUUCGAAUGUUAAGGCAGCUGUUAUACAACUUUCAACUAAAAUUUCACCACCCAAGCCUAAUUCCACAUAUAUAGCACUAAAAAGACUUACAAAACUUGAAAGAUCAAUUAGAUGGUUAGUUAAUGAUCUUGAAAAUUCUACAAAUAUUGAACAUCAGCAUGAUAAUAGUAAUAUUUGA
This is a messenger RNA of Cetraspora pellucida, 519 nucleotides long. The record is from the annotation of a GenBank genome assembly. NCBI's taxonomy places the organism in Eukaryota, Fungi, Glomeromycota, Glomeromycetes, Diversisporales, Gigasporaceae.